Molecule: messenger RNA, 1305 nt
Organism: Trichoderma aggressivum f. europaeum
Lineage: Eukaryota; Fungi; Ascomycota; Sordariomycetes; Hypocreales; Hypocreaceae
Exons: 4
Coding region: 1-1305 (434 amino acids)
Biological process (GO): proteasome-mediated ubiquitin-dependent protein catabolic process
Cellular component (GO): proteasome regulatory particle, base subcomplex
Molecular function (GO): proteasome-activating activity; ATP hydrolysis activity; ATP binding
Source: RefSeq, a predicted model, not a curated record
AUGUCGACCCUCGAAGAGCUCGAUGACCUCGACCGCCGGGAGAAGGAGGAGAAGAGAAGAGGAAACAAUGGCAAGAAAGCCACCGUUACCGAUGGAGACGAUGAGAUGAAGGACGCGGAGGAAAAGGAAGACAUUCUCGAUGACGAAAUCCUCAGCCUGAGCACACAAGACAUCCAGACCCGAAAGCGACUACUCGAAAACGACUCUCGGAUCAUGAAGAGCGAGCUUUCGAGGCAACUUCCUUAUCUCGUCGGAAAUGUUGUCGAGCUGCUAGACUUGGAUCCCACUGCAGAAUCUUCCGAGGAGGGAGCCAACAUCGAUCUCGAUGCCACACGGGUGGGCAAGUCAGCCGUCAUCAAGACGUCUACGAGACAGACCAUCUUCCUACCGCUGAUUGGUCUUGUUGAUUCGGAUAAGCUCAAGCCUGGUGACUUGAUUGGUGUCAACAAAGACUCAUACCUCGUUUUGGACACACUGCCCGCCGAGUAUGACAGCCGAGUCAAGGCCAUGGAGGUUGACGAGAAGCCAACGGAACAAUACACCGAUGUUGGAGGUCUGGACAAGCAGAUUGAGGAGCUGGUGGAGGCUAUCGUCUGGCCCAUGAAGGAGGCAGAACGGUUCAAGAAGAUUGGCAUCAAGGCACCCAAAGGCGCUCUCAUGUACGGCCCCCCCGGUACCGGAAAGACUCUAAUGGCCAGGGCCUGUGCUGCUCAGACAGAGGCGACGUUUCUCAAGCUUGCAGGGCCUCAACUUGUGCAAAUGUUCAUAGGAGAUGGUGCUAAGCUUGUUCGCGACUGUUUCGCCCUAGCAAAGGAAAAGGCACCCGCAAUCAUCUUCAUCGACGAGCUGGAUGCCGUCGGCACCAAGCGUUUCGACAGCGAGAAGAGCGGUGAUCGAGAGGUCCAACGAACCAUGUUGGAGCUUCUCAACCAGCUUGAUGGUUUCGCGUCCGACGACCGUAUCAAGGUUUUGGCCGCCACCAACCGAGUCGACGUGCUCGACCCUGCACUGCUACGAUCCGGCCGUCUGGAUCGAAAGAUUGAGUUUCCCCUGCCGAACGAAGAGGCCCGAGCGCAGAUUCUCAAAAUUCACUCACGCAAGAUGAAGGUUGACCCCGGAGUCAACUGGGGUGAACUGGCCCGAAGCACGGAUGAGUUUGGUGGUGCCAUGUUGAAGGCCGUCUGCGUCGAGGCCGGCAUGAUUGCCCUGCGAUCAGGGAAGAACCAGAUUGGCCACGAGCACUACGUCGACGCCAUUGCCGAGGUGCAGGCCAAGAAGAAGGAUACUGUCAACUUUUACGCAUAA